AUGACGUGCGCAGGUACCGGUUACCAAAGCAACUGGAUCUCUGCGCUCCGCGGACUGGGAUCGCACGGCGGACUGCCACUGGGCAGUACAGCAAAAACCGGUUUGCCAGAAUCAACAGCUGUCUGAAGGUGUCAUCUUGUCUGCCAGGAGGCAGAACUUUCGGAAAUAGCUCUCGGAAGAUGAAAUUGAAGGCUGAAAAAUAAACCGGUAUAUUCAUUAUCGCAGAUAAUCGGGACCCAAGUUAUCCUGCACAGAAUUGGCUACACGCAUCAGUAGAGCUUAUGUGACAUGGCUGCUGACACGGCCAUAAAGACAGAGAUGGAAGAGCUGCAAAGACGGGCCAAUCAGGCUACAGACGAGUCCCUGGAGAGUACGCGCCGGAUGAUUCAACUUGUUGAAGAGAGUAAAGAUGCAGGGGUUCGAGCUUUGGUCAUGCUGGAUGAGCAAGGAGGACAACUGGAUCGCAUCGAAGAGGGCAUGGAUCAGAUCAACCAGGACAUGAAGGAGGCUGAGAAAAACCUUACUGAUAUGGCCAUGUGCUGUGGUCUGUGCAUCUGUCCAUGUGCCAAACUGAAGGACUUUGAGAUGAGUGGGGCCUACAGAAAGGUAUGGGGGAGCAACCAGGAUGGGGUUGUGUCCAGCCAGCCUUCCUCACGUGUGGUGGAUGAGCGAGAGAAGAUGACAAUGAGCGGUUGCUAUAUUAACAGGGUGACAAACGAUGCGCGAGAGGAUGAGAUGGAGGAGAAUCUGACGCAAGUGGGCAGCAUCCUGGGCAAUCUGCGGAGCAUGGCCUUGGAUAUGGGAAACGAAAUCGAUACCCAAAACGUUCAGAUUGACCGCAUCCAAGGAAAGGCUAUUGUCAACCAAUCCCGCAUCAGUGAAGCCAACCAGAGGGCUCACAAGCUCAUAGCUAGAUAAAUUGGGGAAAGAGAGUAUUCAUCUAAUCGAAAACAUACCGGUCUUCUGUCAUAAAAUCCUACCUAUUGAGACAUGCUAUCGAGACUUUCUGCGCAUGUGCACUUCAACCGUCUUGGGAUUAGGGUUAGGUUUUAGGGGUUAGGGUUAGGGUUAAGGUAAGGGUUUUAGGGGUUUUGGGGGGUUAGGGUUAGAGUUAGGGUUAGGGCUAUCGAUUAGCACUACGGUAGCAUUUUUCGACAAGGCAGCAUAUAUCGACAGAACACGAGCUCAUACACUUUUCCUGUCUUGCACACAAAUAUAUAAAUGAAUGUACAUUCACAUUCAAUAUAUCCAUAUUCAUUUUCUUCCUGCUCCUUUCCUCACUCACACACAUGUGAGCUUCCUAGGGUUACACACAGGAUAAUAACAAAGUCAAGAGACAAUAAAUGGGAGUAUGACGACAGAAAAUAAAAAUAUAAUUUUCUUUGGACUAUGACACAGGUUGCGAACAGCAACGGUUAAAGCUCCCUCUGGUGGUCAGGUAUUAUAUCGUCUAACCCUUAAUUCACUAUUCCUGGGGACUCUGUAAUGUAUGUAUACUAUUGCAAAGAUGGUUCUGAUCUUAGGUGAUUCUAAGCCCUAUUCAGGGCGUCCUCAGCCAACCCUUUUGGUCUCAACCCCCCUGAAAAAUUCUUUUUCUAUAUCGAUUUAGCGACUUUAUUUAUUUUCGUGCACAUCUAUGGGGAAGUCCCCCUUAAAGGUCACAUUCUAUCGCCCCUGGUUCCGAUCAUAAUUUAUGACAUUAGAGACGGGAUUUGCUUGCGCUGGUAUUAGACAUUAUUAUAGCCAAUUAAGUUUAAUAAUUCAUUAAGUUUCAUGCUGAUUUGUAACGAUUUUAUUGUUUUUCUUGACUAUAAAUGCGCCACAUUUAGUUAAUUUGCAUAUAUCGUUAAAAGUCGGUUUUAGAUCAGUGUUUUCUAAUAACAAGAUAAAGACAGCCGAUAAACCCGAUAAAGUGGUUCAAGCAAAAGCUGCACAGAAUCACUGAUUUAUCCAGAUCUCUCUCUUGUAUAUAAGAUCUAUUACAUUAUCAUAAAGGGGCAGCAUUGAUCAGCCGAUACAAGCUUAACAAUAUUUUUUGGCUGUGUAAUUAACCUGUCUUUUAUGUAGAUUAUAAAGCCAUAUUAUAUUUUAUGAGAAUUGCUGUUGAACCCAAAAUGUUACAUUUUAAAACACGCAAAGCUACGUUACAGCAGAAUAAGCGUAUUUGUAGGUGGUUAAAAUGAUAGCAUUUGUGGCCAGAAUGUGUGCUUUUCAUGUGUAAAUGGUAAAUUUUAAUGACUUUUAGAUAGAGAUGUUCUAAAUAUACCACACUUGUGCAGAAUUUUAAAUCAUAUUGGAUAUAAUUAUUAUUAUUAUCUGUAACUAAAAGUAGAAUGAAAGUAGAAUGAACACAAAGUUUUUCUUGUUUUGGCAGAACGGGGGCCCAUUAGCCCCAUAUUAGGCAACAUGGCUCCUCCUAUUGAAUGACCUGCGUCCUGUUCAUUGCUCUGUAGUAACAUCUCAUGCUAGCCGGGACUCUAUACAGUUGUAGGUGUAUAUAUAAUCUGAAAAGAUUUACACGUCACACAAAGAAGCCCUGAAAUUGAUGAGAAAUAAUACUGUCUGUGAAAUAUAUGCUGGUGAAAUGUGUUUUCAUCACGGCUUCUGCUUUGUGAAUUUCCCUUUAAAUGUAGAAAGUGUAGGAUUUACCACUUUUAUUGUAUUGUUGUUCUCAUUGUAACCAUUGAUUGACAACCUGUCAGAUGGUUGGCUGUUCUGUUCUUGUGGUAUAAGAUUUAGCUAAUAAAAUGUUU
This is a messenger RNA of Paramormyrops kingsleyae, 2753 nucleotides long. Its product is annotated as synaptosomal-associated protein 25. Gene Ontology annotation, biological process: synaptic vesicle priming; synaptic vesicle fusion to presynaptic active zone membrane; exocytosis. NCBI's taxonomy places the organism in Eukaryota, Metazoa, Chordata, Actinopteri, Osteoglossiformes, Mormyridae. The record is from RefSeq and is a predicted model, not a curated record. Gene Ontology annotation, cellular component: plasma membrane; SNARE complex. Gene Ontology annotation, molecular function: SNAP receptor activity; syntaxin-1 binding; voltage-gated potassium channel activity.